AGGUCCUUCGAUUUGUCUUUUUUCUGAAACUGUACCAUUGACCAUUUUCCAACCAGAAGAAGAUCUUGUUCGUCAACUUUUUUGGCAUUUCUCUACCUUUCCCGACACGCGACAUUCUUUUGAUAACCAGAACCGCGACGUGUCUUUUAGAAAUAUAAGCCACCACGACCUGCUCGGACGAAAGCAAAACGCGACUAAACUGUUUCACCUUCGAUAAUCACAACUACGAGCUUCUUCAUAACUGAUUCAGGACAGGCUCUCUACGCUGCGAAGAAUCUCACAAUUUUGGUGAAGACAUAAUCGAACCUUUAUCCAACGAAAUAAAACUUCGAACACAACCAGUCGCAUCGCGGCUCGGUUUCAGAUAAUUUCUUAGGCGAGAUUAGAGAUAAUUGUGAAAUAGUUUUUCCUGUACUACUUCUACUUCUUCUAGAGGUCCGUCGUGUCUUCUAUUGGUACUUAUUGAAAGCUGGUCGUGAGCAAAUAACUCCUAUUGCAUUAUUGCAUUGAAGCUUGUCGUGAAGACGAGCCAGGUUCUUUUAGUAACCGUAAACGCAGCUUGUCAAAACAACUACCGCGAAAAUGGCAGAUCAACAGGAGAAGUACACGAAGAUGUGCCAGAAGCUGCACCUAUGCCGGCAGAAAUGUUGAUGCGUGAGUUUUUUUUUCUGAAUAUAAAUCAAGGGGAAAGUGUGAUGAUGAUGAUGAUGUCUGUCAUGCAUGGUACAAGGCUACAAACGGCCUGGAAAUAAAGGCAAAAUUCAAUCGCUGGUUAUAAUUUGUGCAUGAGAGAUGAAAGAAAUCGAAGUUGUCAAAAUGCGAAUUCAGCAUGACAAAUCACGAAAAAAACUCAACACCAAUUUCUUCGCUCCAUACUGGAAGCUCGGCUGCUGGGAUCCUCACAUGAUUACGCACAGUGUGAUGUGUGGCCACCGUGACCCACGGUAUAGAAGUUGUUUCUCUGCAUAGAAGAAUGUUAAAACUCGAUGUUCUUGCUGAGCCGCAUGAGAAAGUGUUUUACCAUACGGUCUUCUGCAUGUUGAAAAAGAACUAGAACUCCGACCAAAGAUUUCAUCGUCCCCACAAAUUCAAAUAAAAAACAGUCUUCCGAAGUCCGGUAAGCUGGAGUGCAAAAACGAUGAGGAUCUGGAGGGACUUUACGACGCGAUUGACCACUUCCACCAGCAGCGGCAACCGUUGACACUGUGUGAGAUGGCGACACCCGUUUUCAAAUACUACCAGGAUGUGGAUGUCUUGCUCCCGCACGUGAACUGUCUGGAAGAAAUCUCCGAAAUUGAGGCGGUAUGGAUGUUUUUUUAUCGAUGCUGUAUUGAUCGCUUCGCAUGACAAAUUUCAAUUUUUUGAUCCUGUUAUGUAGCAUUCCGCAUGAGAAAUGCAUUUCAUUCCUGACAUUUCCGCAACACAAACUUGAAAACCCUUCUUCAACAACUAUGACAGCUUUGGAUGGAGUGCUUGAUCCGUUGCCAGGCCGCGGUGCUCGGUGUCAUCUGGCGCACCCAAGACGCCCUGGGCUGCGACAAGGCCUUGGACAGCACUUUGGUGAACGUGUUCGCCUCGUCCGGGUUUGCGAAAAGGUACAACCUGUUCAAAAUUUCCCUGCACUUCAUCUGGGAAGAACUCCACGUCUCUAUCCUAUGUAAAAACGUCCCCAUCCCAUGUUUGUCAUGCAAUUCUGCUCGCUCAAAAUGUUUCUCAUGCGGAGCGCAAUGAGAAUCAUUCUGUAGUCGUUUUUUGGAAUUUGUAAUGCUCCAAUCAGCAUAAUAAUUUAGAUCUGUGAUGCUGCUGAACAAGCUAAACAGGAGUCUAGCAUCAUUGCCAUCUUGACUAGGGGAUGGGGACGUUUUUGCUCAGGAUAGUCUCCUCCCACGAAUCCAAAGCCAUCCGUAACGCCAACCUCGCCUUCGUCGCGUCGAAGCAGUGCGGUCCCCUGCACCGGUUACUUGCCAACGCGCACAAGGUAUCGCACGAAAAACGUGUUACAGUUACACAUUUCUAUAUGGAAUUUCUGCAUCACAAAGUUGCUCGACAUGGCAAAGCAAAUAACCUGUGUUGCGCAGACAACUACAAGGGAAAACUACACGCAUGAAAUGAGGCUGGCAAGCAUUUCGUGCAUGACAGAGGGUGUCUGUCUUGCUGGUCUUCCAUGAGAGUGUGCAACUGUAACACUUUUAUUUCCUUUCGAUACAAGGGAGAAGACCCGACUCUGAACGGACAGAAGAACCCGUGGGAGGACAUUCUGGAUAAGGCCUCGUCCGAAGGGUCUUCGUUGCGGAUGCCGUUUACGGACAAGGCACUGAAGGUGGACAAGAAAGCGGCGUUCCGACAGGGUAUUAAGUUAGGACAAAUGUUUGUAUUGCAUAGUUGUUGGCACCAUAUAAGAAUUUACGUGUGCACAGUAGUUGGCAUACAAUUACCGGAAGAAGAUGUAAUCGUAAAAACGGAAAUAAAAAAACAAACAACAGUCGACACCAAUGAUGUGAUGGAGGGUCGUCCCAAGCUCCCCGUGGCCUGCUACCGGGUGCAACUGGUCCCGGGUGACCCAGGUAAGUGCGCGUUGAAGCCGGUUGCGUUGGUGAAGAACUACAGCCGCAAGCAGUGGAUUGAACGGGGUAGCGUCCGACUGCCGCCCGAUGCAAAAAUCUCCGCGAUUUGGUACUAAAAAGUUGCUUUCAUAAACUGUGUCGAGUGCGUGAAAAAGAAAAACCACUUUGUACGAUGAUCAGCCCUGAUUAAGAUAUUGAAGUUCUUUUGAAAUCAUGGAGAUGUUUUUUUGGUGCGUCGAGCAACAGCAGCACGUCUGGUUAAGUACUAGCAGAUUGUGAUGCACCAGCACAUGAAAUGUUAUCAAUCAAUGAUCAAAACAGGUUGCCCUCCACGUUGAUGCCAGAACCGGCGAAGGCGAUCGUCGUGCAGAACGUGAACCGACGAAACAUGACCAAGGAUCAGGGCUACGGCGCCGAUCAGUGGCAGCAGCAACGUAUAUAGGUUUUUGUAAUGCGGAAGGGGGAUGGAGUUUUCAGUUUGUGAUGCGGGAAGAUUCACAAAUGAAAUUAAAAUUAAUAUUUCUCGAUGUUCUUCUAUCAGGUGGUUCCGGCGGCAAGGGUCGCAAGGGGGGCGGUAAGACCUACAAGGGUUCCGGGGGCAACAAGCGCACAAAGCCGAAGCCGAAGCCGCGUGACGAGUCUACCUGGAUCGCGGACAACCUGCGUGGGUACUGGAUAUGCAAUGCAAAUAUUUCUGGGUGCUGUGGAUUUGUGAUGCGAAACGUCAAGGACAACAAGGGUUUGUGAUGCAGAAAUACGAUUGGCAAGUUUUUUUUGUCGUGCUGGAUAUGGCAGUCUGUGAUGCUAAAUACGAAUGAAAACUACACGACGAAAACUUUCAUGCAAACAUUCCGUACCAGCAGUCAGUCUGCAAUGCAAGUAUCCGCAACACAAGUUUUCAGACAUCCAGGGACGAUAUUUGCAAUGCAUACUGGAUGGACGAUUAUGACAACGUGCUCAACGUGUGGGUCGAGCAGUCUACCGGGCAAAUUAAGGUCUACCGAGGCGAUUCCAACAUGCAGAUUGGCACGAUUUCCGUCGUGGAUCCGAACGAGUUCCCGAUCAAGCUCUACUUCAGCGAGGAGAGAAGCCGCAGUUUGUGGGUGUUGGAUUACAAGGGCGACAACGAUUUGCAGGGAACGUGGAAAUCCAACGACGGAAGUAUUUCUUGAUUUGUUUGCUUAUUGAUGUUUAUGUUGAAGUUGUGAUUUGUGAUGCGAUUGACGUGUUAAGCGGAAAUGUGUUUGUCAUGCAGCGUACCGUAGGUAGGGAAAAAGAAAAAGCAAGCAUCCACUGGCUGAAUAAAAAUUUGUGAUGCAAGAAAUCGCAUUAGUGAUUCGAUCUGUCAUGCACAAACUGCACUACAGACCCGAAGUCCGACUGGAACUGGCGACGACCGGCGGUGUACAAGAAGACGGAAUGGCCGCGGUGGGGCGCUUAUCCAUGAUAAAAAAUCUACUGAUUUUGUGCGAUCUGUCAUGCUGAAAUGGCAUCAGUGUAGAGGUCUGUAUUGGAGGAAGAGCAAAAGUAAUUUCAUCACAAACACCUCUACCGCUGGUACGAUCAGCAUCACAAAUCCCGCACAGGAACGAUUUUUAUCGUGGAUAAACGACGUGUGUUGUUGAACAUCUCCGGGUCGGUCGACGGACCAAACCGAACGGUCGCUUUAGGUACAGAUAAUAACUUCUCAGUCAUAUCAUGCUUGAAAAAGGUCAUUCGUCACGCAGAAAUCGCGAAGUACGACAAUUCCUGAGUAUUGAAAUUUGGAGUCGCAGCUCAAGAGGAAGCUUUAGUGCAACUUCCACUCCCAACACGAUCUUCCAGGUGUCGUCAUUAACGCGGUUGGUGUGCAGGCGGAGGCCCCGAACGUAAAACAGAUGUGGCACGGGUCCCUCCGAUUGGACGCACAGGACUUGCCAGAAUCUGGUGAAAUCACGGUCCCCAUGGCCUGCUUAGCUGCCGCCACCUUGGGAUUGAGGGUGUGCAUCGACUUGGGAUUGGACAAAAAGGAGAUUAUGGUCGGCACCGACCACAGCAUCGUAUAGCAGAUUUUUUUGCUCUCUUUGUCAUGCACGAAUUGCAGUAUUGUAUAUCAUUGUCAUGCGUGUUCGCCAAAGAAAAGUUUUUGAUUCUCAAUGACAGCCGCAAUCGACAAGAACCAAAUUCGCAAUUCUAAGUACCCAAAUUAAUACUCAACUAUCAGGUGGAAGCCCAGUUUAACAACAUGUCGCGUAAGAUUGCCGCGGAUUUGAAACCCAUUGUGGAAGUACUGGAUGACUACCGCGCCCGCUUGCAGUACCCGGUCCGUGUCACGCAGACAACUGCCCACGAAAACCAGGCUACCGAGGUCGCCCGCGCCUGCCGGCAGAACGGUUAUUCCACGGUGGGGGAUCGCCGGUUGUACGAGGCGUGUCACUAUGCAUUGCAGAUAUGUCUGGGUCUGGAAAUUUGUGUUGCUGAAGCUUUCAUCACAGAGUACUAGCCGCGUGUCCUGCAUAACAGCAUCAGAAAUUUUGCGAGGCUUAUUUUUGCAGGUUCAUUUGCAGAACGCAUGACAAACUGAGAAGUUUCACAGCAUGACAAAUAGCUGGCCAAUCGCAUUUAUGCACUACAAAUGCUUGUUGUCCUUCACAUCCCGCAUCACAAAUUGAGAGAACCCAGACAUGUUUGCAGUGGAUAGCCAGCAGGCGGUGGAGGCCCGCGGCAACCCGGGUGGUUUGAACGCCCUGAAGCAGAUCACAAUUAUGCAAUGCAAACGGUGGCCUAGCGCACUUUUAGGCGCUUACUACUCGCAGUGGUCUUGCAUGACAAAUAUCGCUGCUCUUAAGGUGAAGCCUCAUUACAAAUUUUGUUUCUGACUGUACUAAGGAAAUUAUUUGUCAUGCGAUUUUUUGUACAACUCCUAGUGCGAUAGUUGUACUUUUUGCAAUGCAUAACAAGUAUCAACCAGCAAUACGGACAGUACUAUGCCGGUGGCCAGAACUAUCACAGGAAAAAAGUCUUACAGUUACACAUUUGUUGUAAUUUCAGCAUCACAAAUUUGCUCUGCAUGGCAAAGAAAACUUGUAAUGCGCAGACUACAAAGGAAAACACGAAUGAAGUGACGCUGGCAAGCGUUUCCUGCAUGAAAGAGGUUGUUUGUCUUGCUUGUCUUGCAUGAGAGUGUGUAACUGUAACACUUUUUUCUCACGAUAAGAACCCCGCUAUCCAGGACGCGUAUCCAGGAAAUCCGGGCAUGCAGCAACCGGUAUGACAGUAGAAAAAGCUACACCAAUGCAUAAAUUUGUCAUGCAAAAACAAAUACACAAUACGAAAUCUCUCAUGGGCAAGUAGCAUGAUGGUGUUUAUUGUUUAUGCAACACAGAAUUUUUCAUGUACGUGUCUCUGCAUUACAAAUGUGCUAUGUGGUAUAGCUUUUUUCUUUUCGAUAACCGGGCGGCCAGCAGCAGUACCCGGCGUUGACCUACCAGCCAAACAGCGGGAUGAGCGGUGGUCCCCCGAGCGGGCAGCCCCAGCAGCUCGGACAGCCGGGCGGCAAGCCGGACCAGAACAUGAUGAAGGGUGGCAACCUAUUACAAUGAAAAAUGCCCCCACCCCCAGCUUGGCAGCAUUUGUAUUGCAAACCUUUCCAAGAACAGGAACAUGCGCCGUCUUGCAUAUCUCAGCAUCACAAAUUUUGCAUGCUGAAUAGGUCAAAUUUGUGUUGCGAAGUAGCGCAACAGCUGCAUGCGGUUCUGUUAUGCACAAGGGUCCUUGCGCACCCAGAUUCUGCAUCACAAACGCUUGCUAUCCUUUUAUGCAAGACAAAAAGCUUUCAUUUGGAAGCUUUGCAUGACAAACUUCUGCAAAUUCCGUGGUGGGGGCAUUUUUCACUGUAAUACAACCCGCAGAUGGGCGGUGGUCCGCCGGGCGGCAAGGGUCCGCAGAUGGGUGGUCCUCCGCAGAUGGGACCGGGCGGCAUGCAGGGUCCUCCGGGCGGCAUGCAGGGUCCCCCGAUGCAGGGCGGUCCGCCGAUGGGCAUGCAGGGUGGUCCGAUGGGUGGUCCGCCGAACAUGGGUCCCCCGGGCGGCAACAUGGGUCAGCAGUUCGGCAAGGGUGGUCCCCCGGCGGGCCCCCCGCAGUUCGGCGGCAAGAUGGGUCAGGGUCCCCCGGUAUCCUUUGUAAAAACGUCCCCACUCCAUAGUUGUCAUGCAAAUGUGCAAUGACAGGAACAUUUGUGAUGCGCAGCUCCAUAUUAAGAGACAUUUAUAAUCGUGUUUUGGAACUUCAACUUGCAAUGCUGUCGACAGGAUGAGAAGAUGGCUUUCUCAUGCGGCUUCCCUUGUCCACCAGCACUACUUACCAUGCAGUAGAGGGAAGCUUGUCAUGCACAGCUCCCAAAGCUUGGAGAUUUGUAUUGGUAGAUUCCCAACUUGACUAUGGGGCGCGGACGUUUUUGCUCAGGAUAUCCGGGCGGCGCACCACAGCAGUUCCAGCAGCCACUAUCAAGUGCAAAUAUGUCUGGGUCCGGAAGAGGACAAGUUUGUCAUGCACAUUUUCCAUGAUCCAUUACGUCUGUUAUAUAUGCCCUAGCAUCACAGAUUUUUUGAGCGCUUAUAAUCGAUGCGCAUCCCGCAUGACAUGUAGCCAAACUUGACUUCUCUUACUGCUCAUGCAAUACAGAUUUUUUUUAGCAUCCAAAUGCAGCAUCACAAGUUGCACUGUUCCAGACCCAGACAUAUUUGCAAUGCAUAGCCACCACAAGCCUACUACAACCAGCAGUAUGGUGGGGGACAGCAGUACCGCUAA
Molecule: messenger RNA, 7352 nt
Organism: Amoebophrya sp. A120
Lineage: Eukaryota; Dinophyceae; Syndiniales; Amoebophryaceae
Source: the annotation of a GenBank genome assembly